ACGAACAAAGUUUUGAAAUCUCAUAAACACAAUAUCUCCGAUAUAAAUGAACUUCAAGCUACAUUAAAUAGUAAAGCUGACAAGAACCAUACACAUGAAUCCUUCACUACUGUUAGAGCAGACGACAUAAUAUUGAACUAUACCCUUGGUUCAAGUGCACCUUUAGAAAAUCCAAGUACAAGCGUAAAAGAUACUCUUAAUAGUUUAGAUAGUAAAUGUAUGAACAUUGAAGGUCGUGUCAGAAACUUUGAAACAUAUGAACUACCAGCAAUGUUAGAUAAAAAAGCAGAUAAAGAACAUACACAUAACUCCUUCUCAACUGUUGCUAUAGAAAGUAUUGAAGGAACGGUUGGCGGAACUGGUGGGGAUGCAUUAUAUUAUAAACCUCCUAACUUUCCACAAGGUUUAACAUCGAAUGAAAACAUAACAACGAAGAAAGACAUUAGCUGUAAAAAUGUUUAUGUCAUGGAUGAUGAAAAUAAUGUUAAAUUCACUGCUCAAGAUUUAUAUGAUAAGAAAGCUGACAAAACAGAGCUUCAAACAUUAAAGACUGAAAUACUUCAAACAUUAUAUCCUAUAGGCUCUAUUUAUACGUCAAUGAACUCAACAAAUCCAGCAAGUGUUUUAGGUUUUGGUACGUGGCAGCAGAUUGUAGACAAAUUCUUAUACUGUGCUAACUCUUCAAAGCAAACAGGAGGCUCAAAGAAAAUUAAAGAAGCAAACUUACCUGCGCACACUCAUACAGGAACUACAAACUUUUCUGGCGACCAUAGCCACUCAUUAAGAGACCACCCAUUAUACAACUCAGACUAUGAAGCUGGCAAUGAAGUUUUAUCUCCAUCUUAUAACAAUUCAGCAAAAAAGACUUUUCGACCAACUGAACCAGGAGGAAAUCAUUCACACACUUUCACAACAAAUCCAACAGGUUCGGGUGCAGAUUAUAUGCCACCAUUUAUGACUGUAUUCGCAUGGUACCGUCUUGAAUAA
Molecule: messenger RNA, 987 nt
Organism: Trichomonas vaginalis G3
Lineage: Eukaryota; Parabasalia; Trichomonadida; Trichomonadidae
Product: keratin-associated protein family
Exons: 1
Source: RefSeq, a predicted model, not a curated record